AUGGCAUCCGCAGCCGCAGCCCCGCUGCCUCCAACCGCGGAUAUAGAGAAAGAUGCAGUGGUACAAGAUCUCCCUGUACCAAAGGGCAAAGUAGCAGAGAAACUCCUCAAGCACUCUCACGAUGCCGACACAGCCAUGAAAGCCUUUGAAGGCAUGCAAGGCCAAGUCAUCGAACUCACCGAGGAGAAGAAAAAAGCUUUGUUAAGGAAAAUUGAUUGGCAUUUGAUGCCUAUCAUGUGCCUCGUCUACGGCCUCAACUACCUGGACAAAACAACUCUCUCCUACGCCAGCAUCAUGGGCCUCAAACUCCCUCCUUCAGACAACCCCCUGAAAUCCGGUAUCAAUCUCACAGGCGACCAGUAUUCCUGGCUCGGAAGCAUGUUUUACUUUGGCUACAUAGCGUGGGAGUAUCCGACGUCGAGGUUGUUGCAGGUGUUGCCCUUGGGCAAGUAUUCCGCCUUUAAUAUUAUAAUCUGGGGCAUCAUUCUCUCCUGCUUCGCGGCUGUGUCGAAUUUUUCGGGAGCGGUGGCUAUUCGGUUUUUCCUGGGUGUCUUUGAAGCUGCUGUAACUCCUGGCUUCGCUCUCUUCACAUCCCAAUGGUACACAACUGCCGAGCAAGGCUCCCGAACCGCCAUCUGGUUCAGCUUCAACGGGUUCGCGCAAAUCUUCGGUGGGUGCCUCGCCUACGGCAUCGCUGUCGGGUGCCGCAAACUCGGUACCUCGAUUGAACCCUGGAAGAUUGUCUUCUUAACCACCGGCCUGCUGACGACGUGCUGCGGCGUGGCUUUUCUGUGGAUAGUACCUGAUAACCAGCUCAAUUGUCGGUGGUUGAGCGAGGAGGAUCGCGUGUUGGCGGUUGAGCGGAUACGAGUGAAUAAGCAAGGGGUGGGGAAUCGGCAUUUUAAGUGGUAUCAGUUGAAGGAGGCGUUGAUGGAUCCGUUGAGUUGGGCGUUUUUCUUUUAUGCGUUGAUUGCUGAUAUUCCGAAUGGCGGCAUCUCAAACUUCUUCUCCCAACUCAUCGUCGGCUUCGGUUACACACCCGAGCAAUCCCUCUUAUACGGUACCCCGGGCGGCGCCGUCGAAAUCGUCUUCCUGAUUGCCUGUGGCUGGGCCGGCGAUAAAUACGGGAACCGCAUUCUCAUCUCUAUGAUUGGCCUGCUUACUGCUAUCCUCGGCAUGCUACUCAUUGUCGCCUUACCGCUGACUAGCAACUCGGGGCGCCUCGCAGGAUACUAUCUCACGCAGGCGAGUCCCACACCGUUUGUGGCGCUCUUGAGCUUGAUAGCGAGUAACGUGGCGGGGUAUACGAAGAAGACGAGUGUAGCAGCUAUGUUUUUGAUUGGGUAUUGUGUUGGGAAUAUCAUAGGCCCUCAAACAUUCCGCCCAUCAGACGCUCCCCGCUAUGUCCCCGCUGAAGUCACAAUCAUCGUCUGCUGGGGCGUAUGUCUCGGCAUCCUCGCCUUCAUCCAUUUCUACUGCGUGCGUCAGAACAAGAAGAAGGCGCUGAUUCGAGCGGCGCCCGAUUAUGUCAAGUUGGAGAAUCAGGAAUGGCUCGAUCUCACCGAUAGAGAAAACCCGGAAUUCAUAUAUACACUGUGA
Molecule: messenger RNA, 1599 nt
Organism: Bipolaris oryzae ATCC 44560
Lineage: Eukaryota; Fungi; Ascomycota; Dothideomycetes; Pleosporales; Pleosporaceae
Exons: 7
Coding region: 1-1599 (532 amino acids)
Biological process (GO): transmembrane transport; allantoate transport; dipeptide transport
Cellular component (GO): plasma membrane
Molecular function (GO): allantoate transmembrane transporter activity; dipeptide transmembrane transporter activity
Source: RefSeq, a predicted model, not a curated record